UCUCCAGAGGUGCUAAUGCUGUGAACCUAUAAAAGCAGUAGCCAUGGAAAUCCAAACCAAAGAAAUGGAGCCGGGAGAGAAAUCCCCUGAGUCCAAAGACUUGCUGCCCAGCCAAACAGCCAGUACCUUGUGCAUCAGUUCUCGGAGUGAGUCCAGCUGGAAUACUCGUCCCCGGAAUAAAUGGGACAUUUACCACAAACCAGUCAUCGUUCUCUCGGUAGGUGGGGCAGUGUUUCUCUUUGGGAUUGCCAUUACUAGUCUGACUUGCCUCACCCUGGACAGAAACAACAACACAACCAGCAUAAGCAAGAACAUGGUCAACAAAACCAGCAACAUAACCAAGGAGGUGUUUAAGCUGUGUGGUCCAGCCUUCCUUUCUCUUGGCCUCAUGAUGCUCGUGUGUGGGCUUGUCUGGAUCCCCAUCAUCCGCAAGAAGCUGCGGCAGAAGCAAAAAUAUCCCAUUCUCCAGAGCAUUAAGUCCUUCUUCCUCAACCGCUGAAGGUAGCUUCUCUUGAAUUUGGCCACAAGGCCACUUGAGCAGGCUAGGUCCUUUUUGUUCCAAUGUCCUGCAAGUCAAACCAACUCUGUUCUGAAGGUGAGAUCACCCUUCUCUUCCUUUUGUCUGUUUAGGACUAGCCCAUUUCUGGACAGAAAUCACCACUGCUGUCCCUGGGCUGUCCACCACCUUUUCAGCAAGAGGAGCACAUCUUUCCAUUGCCAGAUGACCACC
This is a messenger RNA of Thamnophis sirtalis, 730 nucleotides long. The record is from RefSeq and is a predicted model, not a curated record. Lineage: Eukaryota; Metazoa; Chordata; Lepidosauria; Squamata; Natricidae.